Molecule: messenger RNA, 5106 nt
Organism: Setaria italica (foxtail millet)
Lineage: Eukaryota; Viridiplantae; Streptophyta; Magnoliopsida; Poales; Poaceae
Exons: 15
Coding region: 72-4943 (1623 amino acids)
Biological process (GO): protein phosphorylation
Molecular function (GO): protein kinase activity; carbohydrate binding; ATP binding
Source: RefSeq, a predicted model, not a curated record
UAACAAAAAGCAACCUCUAGCUAGCUCGUCGAUCAGUCGAGCCAUCCGUCCAUUCCCAGUUUCCCACUGCCAUGGCCUCGGCUGCAAGCAGCCGCAGCGUGCAGAUCCUCCUCCUCAUUUGCACUUGCUUUCUCCUACCCUUAUCCCUAGCUGCUCAGGGAGCUGAUGAUAAGAAUUCUGUGGAACUAGUAGACUCGCAAUUCUCCUUCAGUUUCGACUUCUCCAAUGAAUCCAGCUACCAAGUAGGCGACUUAAGCUUCGAGGGCAACGCUUCGAGGCAAAGCAAUCGAAUCGACCUCACCUGCAACUCGCGCGGGAGCAUCGAGCCUUGCGAGGGGCGGAUGUCGUACAGCCACCCGGUGGCGUUCUACGACGACACAGGCGCCCUGGCGUGCUUCAGCACAAGCUUCACCUUCUUGAUCUUUGCCGACAACGACUCCGCGGGGGACGGCCUAGCGUUCUUCCUCUCCGAUUACCCAUUCAAAAAGGUGCCGGACUCCAUCGGACAUCUCGGCCUCAUUAGCGAGACCAGUACCUCACCGUCGCAGCACUUCGUUGCCGUCGAGUUCGACACGUACCAAAACUAUUGGGAUCCUAGCGCCAACCACAUAGGCGUCGACAUCAAUUCCAUCCGCUCCUCGAAAUAUAAAAACUUGAGGACCAAUGGCUUGCCAGGCUUGAAUGGCACCAUGACAGCCAAAGUCCAAUUUGACAACACCACCAACAUGCUGCUUGCAUCCCUUUGGUUUGAUGACUAUCCCCAUAUCGACCCCGUUGUAGUCACUUAUGUGUUGACAGAUCCAAAGUCGUUGCUUCCGGGGCAAGUGGAGGUGGGGUUUUCAUCGAGUACCGGCGCAGCGACUGAGCUCCAUCAGAUACUCGCAUGGUCCUUCAACUCCACUCUUGCUGCUCCGCCUCUACAUAAAGCCCUGCUAGCAGCGCUCCUCCUCGCGCCGGCCGUCGCGCUUCUCGUCCUCCCCUUCGCCGUCGUCGCGCAGCAGUGGGUGGGCCCGUGGUCGGCGUGCGACGCCACCAGCGGCAACUACUCGGCCGGCAGCGCCUACGCGAACAGCACCCUGCAGCUCAUCCUCGGCCUCCAGAUCAACGCACGCAACUCGCCCGCCCUCUUCGCGACCGGCUCCACCACCGCCAACGCCGCCGCCGCCGUGUACGGCCUCAUGCUCUGCCGCGGCGACCUCAGCGCGUCCGACUGCUUCGACUGCGGCACCCGCGCCUGGCAGGACGUGCAGCGGACCUGCAACCGCACCCGCGACGCCGCGCUCGUCUACAACCAGUGCUAUGUCCGCGUCGCCGGCACCGAUUUCCUCGCCUCCGCCGACAACACCGGCCAGAAGUUACUCAUCAGCGGCAACAACAUCAGCCGCGGCGUCGACGUCUCCGCCUACGACGCCGCGGUCACGCGCCUCCUCAACGCGACGGCGCGGUACGCGGCGGGGCAGUCGCCGAAGCUCUUCGCGACGGGGCAGCUGGUGGGGCUGGACCCGAAGGUCCCCAACAUCUGGUCCAUGGCGCAGUGCGCGUCAGACCUGUCGCCGGAGCUGUGCCGGAGGUGCCUGGACGACCUGGUGGCACGCUGGUGGAAGGUGUUCCCGCUCAACGGGGAUGGCGCCAGGAUCGCCGGGUCGCGGUGCAACCUGAGGUCCGAGCUGGGGAACGUGUUCUACACUGGCAGCCCGAUGGUGAAGCUGCAGAUGAACGGCAAGGCGGCCGCUCCAGCGCCGUCAACGGAUGUUGUGCCGGCCACUGCUGGAGGUAAAAACAAUUCAGCUGGCAAACUUCUUGGAAUUAUAUUGCCAAUAGUGUUUGUCGCUGUAGUAGCUGCGAUAACCCUUUAUAUCUGGAAUGUGCGUAAGAAGAGAAGGACCCUAGGAACAAAGCUUCCCCACCGAACACAUACAGUUGAGGACUUAGAGAGCAUCAAGUCAACAUUGUUAUCUCUGUCAUCACUGCAAGUAGCAACAAAUUACUUUGAUGAAAGCAGCAAACUUGGCGAAGGGGGAUUUGGUGCAGUUUAUAAGGGAGAUCUUUCUGGACAAGAAGUAGCCGUGAAGAGGCUGUCAAAGGGUUCAAAUCAGGGGCUAGAAGAACUAAGAAAUGAGCUAGUUUUGGUGGCCAAACUUCAUCACAAGAAUCUCGUCCGAUUGGAGGGUUUCUGCUUAGAAGAGGGAGAGAGAUUGCUCGUCUACGAGUACAUGGCAAACAAAAGCCUUGACACCAUUCUUUUUGACCCUGAAGAAAAAAGACGGCUCGAUUGGAGGAAACGAUUCAACAUAAUAGAAGGAAUUGCUCGAGGACUACAGUAUCUUCAUGAAGACUCUCAGAAGAAAAUUGUCCACCGUGACAUGAAAGCAAGCAAUGUUUUGCUGGAUGCGGACAUGAACCCUAAGAUUGGUGACUUCGGCCUAGCCAGGCUCUUCGAGCAAGACCAGACACGAGAUGUGACGAACCGCAUCGUCGGGACAUUUGGCUACAUGUCUCCUGAGUACGUGAUGCGUGGACAGUACUCCACGAAAUCGGAUGUGUUCAGUUUCGGUAUCCUUGUUAUAGAGAUCAUAACGGGGCAGAGAAACACCGGACAUUACUUCCAUGAGCAAAACGAAGACAUUAUAAGCAUCGUAUGGAGGCAUUGGUCUGAGGGAACAAUUGCAGAGAUGAUAGAUGAUUCCCUAGGGAGGAACUACUCAGAGACUGAGGUGCUAAAAUGCGUCAAUAUUGGUCUGUUGUGCCUUCAGCAGAAUCCCGUGGACCGGCCUACGAUGUCGGAUGUCAUGGUGAUGCUCAACGGUGAUGCUACCAGUUCACUGCCUCCUGCUGCGAGACCAACAUUUUUCUUGGAUCCAAGCUCAGGUACCUCAGGUUACUCUUAUGCUUCCGGUACCGUUUCAUAUCCUUCCGCCAAAUCUCACAAAUUCUUCCGCCCGCGCCGCGCCAUGCCGCGCGUUCCUGUAGUCGACCUAGCGGCGCUCGCGCUGGUGAUGGUCAUCCCCUACGCCGCAGCGCAGCCGUGGGCGGUCUGCGACGGCCAGAGCGGCAACUACUCGGCGGGCAGCACCUACGCCGACAACCUCCUCCGCCUCGUCUCCGUGCUCCGCGCCAACGCCUCCAACUCGCCCGCCCUCUUCGCGUCGGGCUCCGCCGGCGCCGGCGCGGACGCCGUCUACGGCCUCGUGCUCUGCCGCGGCGACGUCAGCGCGUCCGACUGCUUCGACUGCGGCACCCGCACCGGCGAGGACGUGCAGCGUGUCUGCAACCGCACCCGGGACGCCGCCCUCGUCUACAACCAGUGCUACGUCCGCGUCGCCGUCACGGACUUCCUCUCCUCGCCAAACAACACCGGCAUGGUGCCGCUCAUCAGCGGCACGAGCAUCCCCGCCGGCGUCAACGUCUCGGCCUACGACGGCGCCGUCACGCGGCUGCUCAACGCCACCGCGGCGCACGCGGUGGACAGGUCGUCGCCGAGGCUGUACUUCGCCACGGGGCAGCUGGUGGGGCUCGACCCGCGGGUCCCCAACAUCUGGUCCAUGGCGCAGUGCGCCGGGGACCUGUCGCCGGCGCAGUGCCGGGGAUGCCUCCACGAUCUGGUGACGCUGUGGUGGAACGGGAGUGGGUUCAAGCCCAACGGGGAGGGAGCGAGGCUCGCUGGCUCGCGGUGCAACCUGAGGUCCGAGCUCGGGGACAAGUUCUACACCGGCGCUCCGAUGGUGAAGCUGCAGAUGAACGGCGAAGCGGCCGUUCCAGCGCCGGCGCCUUCGGUGACUGUACCGGGCACCACGGGAGGUAAAAACAAUUCAGCUGGCAAACUUCUUGGAAUUAUAUUGCCAAUAGUGCUUAUCUCUGUAGUAGCUGCCAUAACCUUGUAUAUCUGCAAUAUGCGUAAGAAGAGAAGAUCCCCAGGAACAAAGCUUCCCCGCCGAACACAUACAGUUGAGGACUUCGAAAGCAUCAAGUCAACAUUGUUGUCUCUGUCGUCACUGCAAGUAGCAACAAAUAACUUUGAUGAAAGCAAUAAACUCGGUGAAGGGGGAUUUGGUUCAGUUUAUAAGGGAUAUCUUUCUGGACAAGAAGUAGCCGUGAAGAGGCUGUCAAAGGGUUCAAAUCAGGGGCUAGAAGAACUAAGAAAUGAGCUAGUUUUGGUGGCCAAACUUCAUCACAAGAAUCUCGUCCGAUUGGAGGGUUUCUGCUUAGAAGAGGGAGAGAGAUUGCUCGUCUACGAGUACAUGGCAAACAAAAGCCUUGACACCAUUCUUUUUGACCCUGAAGAAAAAAGACGGCUCGAUUGGAGGAAACGAUUCAACAUAAUAGAAGGAAUUGCUCGAGGACUACAGUAUCUUCAUGAAGACUCUCAGCAGAAAAUUGUCCACCGUGACAUGAAAGCAAGCAAUGUUUUGCUGGAUGCGGACAUGAACCCUAAGAUUGGUGACUUCGGCCUAGCCAGGCUCUUCGGGCAAGACCAGACACGAGAUGUGACGAACCGCAUCAUUGGGACAUUUGGCUACAUGUCUCCUGAGUACGUGCUGGGCGGACAAUACUCCACGAAAUUAGACGUGUUCAGUUUCGGCGUUCUUGUUAUAGAGAUCGUAACGGGGCUGAGACGAAACACCGGGCAUUACUUGGAUGAGCAAUAUGAAGAUAUUAUAAGCAUCGUCUGGAGGCAUUGGUCUGAAGGAACAAUUGCAGAGAUGAUAGAUGAUUCCCUAGGGAGGAACUACUCAGAGACUGAAUUGCUAAAAUGCGUCAACAUUGGUCUGUUGUGCCUUCAGCAGAAUCCCAUGGACCGGCCUACGAUGUCGGAUGUCAUGGUGAUGCUCAACGGUGAUGCUACCAGUUCACUGCCUCCUGCUGCGAGACCAGCAUUUUCCUUGGAUCCAAGCUCAGGUUACUCUAACGCUUCCUGUACUGUUUCAUAUCCUUCCGCCAGGUAGCGCAGGCGAAGGCCUAAGGCACGCCCAUUUGUGGACGGAGACAUAUUGAUUCCUGUUUGUUUCUUGUUGUAUAGUAGUUCAGAGAAACUGGUGCAAUUAGUUCACCGCGAAGUGUAAUUUGUGCUUCUUUAGCUGAAUUCUCACAAAGAAAGUUUCUUGUUAC